Molecule: messenger RNA, 315 nt
Organism: Dictyostelium discoideum AX4
Lineage: Eukaryota; Evosea; Eumycetozoa; Dictyosteliales; Dictyosteliaceae
Exons: 2
Coding region: 1-315 (104 amino acids)
Biological process (GO): regulation of DNA-templated transcription
Cellular component (GO): nucleus; NuA4 histone acetyltransferase complex; H4/H2A histone acetyltransferase complex
Source: RefSeq, a predicted model, not a curated record
AUGACUUCACAACAAGGAAAGAAUAAUAAUGAAAGUGUUUGGGAUACCCAGUCAAAAUGUAUUUUAUUAGAAGCAUUAGGAAAAUAUUUACCUUUAGGUGUGAAUAAACAUUUUUCAAUAUUAAAUUGUACAAUUAUCCUCGCAGAGAAACUGCCACAGAAAAACUUUUCCUAUGAUCAAGUUUAUAAAGAAAUAAGUGAAUUCUAUAAUUUAGAUGAGUUGGAUGAUGAUGUAAUUGAUGAAGAUGAAAAAGAAGUUUUUAUUUUACCAGAUUCAUAUAAAACUUUAAUGGAUGAAAAAAUUAAAAAAAAAUAA